AUAGAAAAAUUCAAAAUAAAGAAGAUUUGUAUCCGGCGAGUACUGUGUUUCCAAUUUUAUUACUGCUUCCAAAUGUAUACUCUAGUUCUGUUCCUGACAGUUGUCAGCAGGAGGCCAUUGGCAGCGACGAUAAAGGCCCUGGAGCCGGAGGAGAGCAAGAAGAAGAAAGGGAGGAGGAAUCGGGAGGCGGCGCGACCGCGACCGACGAGAAGACCAAGAAGGCCAUGCGGAUGGUCAUGGAAUGCAGCAAGCCGAAGGACUCCGGCAAGGUCAAGAGAGCCAAGCCCGGCGGCGCGGUUGCGGCGCUCGAGCCGGACCUCCGUAGCCCUGACACGUAGUGGUGGUACGCCUUCCUCAGCAAGCACAAGGAACGCCAAGCCAAGUCAGGUCUUACUGCGUCAGUGCCUUCAGACGAGGAGGAAGCAUUCAGGUACUUCUUCAGGACGUCGAGGAGUACCUUUGACUACGUCUGCUCUAUUGUAAGGGAUGAUUUGAUCUCAAGGCCGCCUUCUGGGCUGAUCAACAUUGAAGGGAGACUACUUAGUGUGGAGAAGCAAGUAGCAAUUGCCAUGUGGAGGCUGGCAUCCGGUGAUUCCCAGAUGUCUGUGGGAGCUGCUUUUGGCGUGGGGCAGUCUACUGUUUCACAAGUGACAUGGAGGUUUAUCAAGUCGAUGGACAAGAGGGCUCGGCAUCAUCUGGUGUGGCCGGACCAGGAGAGGAUGGAUGAUAUCAAAGCUAACUUUGAGGUGGUGUCUGGUCUGCCAAAUUGUUGUGGCGCCAUUGAUGCCACACACAUAGUUAUGACGCUUCCUGCUGUUCAGUCAUCGGAAGACUGGUACGACCAUGCGAACAACUACAGUAUGUUCCUGCAAGGGAUUGUUGACCAUGAGAUGCGAUUUAUUGAUAUUGUCACCGGUUGGCCUGGCAGCAUGGCAUUUUCCCGAUUGAUGAAAUUAUCUGGAUUUUACAAGCUCUGUGAGGCUGGGAAACGCUUGGAUGGUCCUGCCCAAGUUUCAAGGGAGGAUUCAGAAAUACGGGAGUUCACUGUUGGUGACGUGUCUUAUCCUCUACUCCCGUGGCUUAUGACUCCAUAUCAAAGAGAAAGUCUGUCUGCCCUAAUGGUCGAUUUUAAUGCCCGUCAAAAAGCCGCAAGAACGCUUGGAACAAGAGAAUUGGCACGGCUGAAAGGCUCCUGGAGGAUCUUGCACAAAGUCAUGUGGAGGCCUGAUAAGAAGAAGUUACCGAGUAUAAUUCUUGUCUGCUGCCUGCUUCACAAUAUAAUUAUUGAUCGCCAAGACCAACUGCUUCCAUCUCUAGAACUUCCGGAACAUCAUGAUACCGGUUAUACUGAAGUGAACUGCCAGAAAAAGAAUCGUAACGGUAAAGUGAUAAGGGAGGUCAUUACAGAACAUCUCCCAAGAUGUGAACUGAACAAGCCGACUGGAAGUAUUGUGUGAGAUGCAACGAUGCAUCUUUGUUUAAUUUAGUGUUAUUUCCUUCGUUACCUUUGAUGUAAUCAGACUUGAUGGUUACCUGUAAUCUCUCCAGGAAUGGUGUGUGGCUACUUUGAAAGCAAACAACUACCAUCAUGCUUGAGUUAAUAUUCUCCUUGACGAUGACAAUUCCUAUCACCUUGAGUUGCAUUGCAUACAGUCUCUAAGAAGUGCUCUGGCCUUGAUAGACGGUGAAUGGUGUAGUUUGGAAGAGUUGCGCCCUCUUUCCCAGCUCAGGUCUCUUGGACUACAGGUGGGUGCAGCUGCCUUACAAGGGCCUCGGCCUCGGCGCUGGCGCCGGCGCCUGGCCCAGCUCGCCGAUCGAGUUUGGCGUCAAGAACAGGGACUCUCGGCUCGCGCUUUCUCUCCCCGGUGCAGCGGUCGCCGGCGGUGAGGGCGGUGAUGAGCGAGGCGGAGGACUACACCUGCGUCAUCGCCCGGGGGCCCAACCCCAGGAUGACCAACAUCUUUGACCCCAGCGUCGUCCAGAGCUGCGACAACUGCUGUUGGCGUUUGUGUUCCUCCGAGACCUAGUUGUCAGCAGGAGGGCAUAGGCAGCGACUAGGAAGCACCAGGAGGAGAGAAAGAAGAUAGGGAGGAGGAAUCGGGAGGCGGCAAGGGCCAGUAGAGGGGUCGGAGGAUGGCGCCGGUGAACAAGUCCAAGAAGGGUAAGCAUCAGAUCAAGGACUCCGACAACCCGAAGACCAUGGAAUCCAGCAAGUCGAAGGCGAAGGACUCUGGCAAGUUCAAGGGAGCCAAGCCCGGCUGCGCGGUGGCGGCGCACCAGCCGGACCUCCGUGACCCUGACAUGGAGUGGUGGUACGCCUUCCUCAGCAAGCAAAAGGAACGUCAAGCCGAUUCAGUUGUUACUGCGCCAGUGCCUUCAGACGAGGAGGAAGCAUUCAGGUAUUUCUUCAGGACGUCGAGGAGUACUUUUGAUUACAUCUGCUCAAUUGUAAGGGAUGAUUUGAUCUCAAGGCCACCUUCUGGGCUGAUCAACAUUGAGGGAAGACUACUUAGUGUGGAGAAGCAAGUAGGAAUUGCCAUGAGGAGGCUGGCAUCCCGUGAUUCCCAGGUGUCGGUUGGAGCUGCUUUUGGCGUGGGGCAGUCUACUGUUUCGCAAGUGACAUGGAGGUUUAUCGAGUCGAUGGAAGAGAGGGCUCGGCAUCAGCUGGUGUGGCUGGACCAGGAGAGGAUGGAUGAUAUCAAAGCUAGCUUUGAGGUGGUGUCUGGUCUGCCAAAUUGUUGUGGCGCAAUUGAUGCCACCCACAUAGUCAUGACCCUUCCUGCUGUUGAUUCAUCGGAAGACUGGUGCGACCAUGCGAAGAACUACAGUAUGUUCCUGUAAGGGAUUUUUGACCAUGAGAUGCGAUUUAUUGAUAUUGUCACCGGUUGGCCUGGCAGCAUGCCAUAUUCACAACUGUUGAAAUUUUCUGGAUUUUACAAGCUCUGUCAGGCCGGAAAACGCUUGGAUGGUCCUGCCCAAGUUUCAAGGGAGGGUGCACAAAUAAGGGAGUUCAUCGUUGGUGACAUGUGUUAUCGUCUACUCCUGUGGCUUAUGACUCCGUAUGAAGGAGAAAGUGGAGAAGACGCGAACUCGACCAUGCGACCAACCGCCCUGGACACAGCCUCCAAAGAGUAGCUGCAUCCCUAGAGCAGCUGCAGCUGAGACUCCCGCGAGACCGGUGAUGGCGAGGAAAGGGCCACCUGCCCCUUGCCACGACGGUCAGUCGCACCUCGACGCCGAUACACCACCGGAGUGAACACCCCGGUACCGCCUCCGUCAGCCCCCUGUGAAGACCUGGCCUCCGAAGGACGAGGCGCCGCAGCAGAGAGAUGUGCCUCAAAAGGCACCACGGCAGCUUGAGAUGUUGUCGCGUCCGCAGGAGCAGCAACCGACGCCGAACUGGGCGCUACCAUGGCAGUCAAAGGCGAAGGCAUAGCAGCGAGAGCAGCAGAAGGUCCUUCCAUGGCAGCUGAAACUGCAGAAAACGCUGCAGUAGUGGCAGCCACAUCAGCAACACCGGACGAACAAGCCAAAAGAGCUGCUGAAGCUGCUGCUAAUUUUGAAGAAGAAGCAGUCUGCCUUGCCACCUCCGAAGGGACCUGAGCCAAUGCUGUUGGUGAAGCAGCCAUGGAGAAGGCCCCCAUGGCGUUCGCAGCCCCCGAACGCCCCUCCACUGAGGUAGAACCAAUGGGCUGAACUUGCUCAGUGCCACCACUCGCAGGCGGGGCAGCAGCCCCAUUAUUUGAAUUCCCAGCAACAUCAUCCACUUCAUAUCUUUGUUGCCUUCA
Messenger RNA from Brachypodium distachyon (stiff brome), 3788 nucleotides. RefSeq names its product protein ANTAGONIST OF LIKE HETEROCHROMATIN PROTEIN 1-like. NCBI's taxonomy places the organism in Eukaryota, Viridiplantae, Streptophyta, Magnoliopsida, Poales, Poaceae. Bases 2134 to 2841 code for a protein of 235 amino acids. The transcript has 5 exons. Gene Ontology annotation, molecular function: chromatin binding. Gene Ontology annotation, cellular component: PRC1 complex; ESC/E(Z) complex. The record is from RefSeq and is a predicted model, not a curated record.